Molecule: messenger RNA, 2283 nt
Organism: Tetranychus urticae (two-spotted spider mite)
Lineage: Eukaryota; Metazoa; Arthropoda; Arachnida; Trombidiformes; Tetranychidae
Product: inositol-trisphosphate 3-kinase homolog
Biological process (GO): inositol phosphate biosynthetic process; phosphatidylinositol phosphate biosynthetic process
Cellular component (GO): nucleus; cytoplasm
Molecular function (GO): inositol hexakisphosphate kinase activity
Source: RefSeq, a predicted model, not a curated record
UUCAAGUGUAUCUGUGUAACUGUGUUUCACUUGUGCAUCUAACAUUCGCCUUCACAUUAACUUGGAUUGAUCUCUAUUUCAUCUUUUUUUAAAACCCAUUGUUCAACGGACAACAUGAAACUGUUUCACCAUUCAACACCAAAUGAACAUCCUCACCAGAAAGACAAAACAGCGGUUUUUCCUUAUCAACUUGAUACAAGUAUAGCGCCUUCAACCAAAGGAAAGAGUGAUAAACUAGUUGAUUGCUGGUUAAACAUGGCUCCAACCAUUUUAAUUAGUCCAACGAACCAAGAUGACGGAAAUAAUUUUGUAUCAAACGAUAUUUCUGAAUCAGUUAAUCCUCUGUCGCCAAACAAAUCUAAUCUCUCGUCUGAUAACACUCUUAUGAUCAUCAACACUGACACUAAUAACAUUAACAACAACAAUAAUAAUAACAUUAAUAGCUUCAAUAAAACGAGGAAAACAAAUUGGAUUCAAUUAUCUGGUCACGAGAAUACCUUUGCAUUUGGUAGUCCAGGAAUCUUGUAUAAAAAAUGUAAAUCUGAUGGCAACGAAGCUCUUGCCUACAAAUCACUAAUGGAAGAAGCAACUAUGAAACCUUUUGUACCUAAUUUUUACGGCUGCCUAACCGUUAACGGAUCAUGUUGCAUUGCCAUUGACAAUCUAUUAUACCAUUUUGACAAUCCCUACAUUAUGGAUAUCAAAAUGGGAUCAAGGACUUUUCUGGAGGACGAAGUUUCAAAUGGUGAACCAAGAGCAGAUCUGUAUGAGAAAAUGAUCAAACUGGAUCCUAGUGCCUUAUCUGAAGCAGAGAAACAAGUCAAGGCGAUAACCAAAUUGAAAUAUAUGCAACUCCGGGAGCAAUUGAGUUCCUCCUCAACUUUAGGAUUUCGUAUUGAAGCAUUCAAGCAGACGAAUCUUCACCGAACCAAAGCCAAAGAUUUAUCAUUUGUAAAGACGAGAGAACAAGUAAAAGAAGUUUUGAGACAAUUUCUGCCGGCUGAUCGCGAUCAGUUCAACAAAAUUUUGGACCGUUUGAAUCUGAUUCAAUCAUCUUUCAAGUGUUCAUCCUUCUUUCAAUCCCAUGAAGUUGUUGGUAGCAGUUUACUGAUGGUCUAUGAUUCCUGUAAAGUGGGCAUUUGGAUGAUUGACUUUGCUAAAACUGUCCCCUUGCCUGAAGGUAUUACCAUUGACCAUGUUUCCCCUUGGGUUCAGGGUAACCACGAGGAUGGUUAUUUAUUUGGAUUGGAAAAUUUAAUCAACGUUAUAAAGGAAUUUUAACAAAGCGAAAAGAUAACAAAGUUGGAAAUCAAGAUUGAAAAGCGAUCUCAAAAGCAAAGGAAAGAAAAAGAAGAAAAUGAAAUCGCAUGAUUACAGAAAUCAUUUACAUCAUUAUCAUGGACACUAUUGACAUGAACAUCAAGCAACUGAAAAGUGCACAAUUCAUCAUUCAAUUACAAUUAUCAUCGCCAACAUCAACAUAAACAUCAGCAUUAAUAUUAACAACUUUAACAACAAAGUUGAUUGAAAGAAAUGCGAAACCUCCUUCUUAACCAGCUCAUUUUAUUUGAUUUUUUUUCUUUCUCUCUCCAAUUCAACUUUAUAGUUGUUUGCCUCUUCACUUAAUUGUAUUAAUUUACUUUAAAUCAUCAGAUUAGAGGUUUACUUUUACACUUUCCCCAGCUUCUUACAUUUCAAAUGAUCUUUCGUCAAUCCACUUCCAUUUAGUUUCCAUUUGAUUCAAUCAACUUUCAAAUCUGCCAUGAAACAAAAAAGAUGAACCCAAUGCCUUGAAUAGCUUCUCAGCCCGUAACCAUCAUCAUUUCAUCUCUCGCCAUUUAAUCAUCGCCAUCAUUGUUAUAACUAUUAUUUAAUGUGCCAAAGUAUAACCACAAUCAACUUCAUUUCUUCAAUCACUUCCUCUUCCAUCACCACCACCACCAUCUUCACCAACAACAUCAACAUCUUUUUCCCUCCUACAUCCUUAGUUUCACCGAGCCAACCGCCGUUGAAACAAUUGUAUCACAAUAUUUUCCUCUCACCAAUUAACAUUCUAAUAUUAUAAUUAUUAUCACAUAAUCACUGCUAAUUGAUAAAUCAAUUAUAUAAAUAUUAUAAUAAUUCAAUUAUUUAUCACAUAAACGUCAACCCAAGUUUAAAUUUUUAUAUUUAAAUAUUUUUCUCUCUUUUUUUCCUAACCAAUUACUUGCACUUUUUUUGUACCCACCGAGAAGACAGACAAAUCAUUGUAUUAAUAUAUAAAUAUUAAUGACACCAAAUGAG